This is a messenger RNA of Lasiosphaeria miniovina, 558 nucleotides long. RefSeq lists its product as uncharacterized. The coding region runs from base 1 to 558 and encodes 185 amino acids. The record is from RefSeq and is a predicted model, not a curated record. The transcript is spliced from 3 exons. Lineage: Eukaryota; Fungi; Ascomycota; Sordariomycetes; Sordariales; Lasiosphaeriaceae.
AUGUCAAGCGCAUCGCCCCGGUCGACGCAGUCACCCAAGAAAGAGGAGCACGACGCGGAGAAGAGCGCAUCGCCGACUCUGAGCGCGCGGCGUUCAGACCAGAUCCGAACGACGGCCAUACCGCCGCCUAUGAACCUCGACAGCAACAAGAACAUGGCGGAUUUGCAGAACCGGCGACCCCAGGUCAAGACGCCCGAGCCGCGCGGGUCCAAGGAGCGCAUGAACGGCCACCGCGAGAUCAGCGAGCGGUCGCCCAGCACGCCGGGCCACCUAGCGCCCUUCGACUGGGAGGAGUUUGAGAGCCGGUACGAAGAGGCGCUCGCCGACUCGGGGCACCAGGAGCAGGAGCUGCUUGAAGAGUUUGAAGCGUUGAUUAAGUACUUCAACGUCUGGGCUUCUGCUGCAUCCGUCCACGACAGCGAGCGCGGUGUAAAGCGACUCCAAACCAGAGAGCGAUAUGUGAAGAUUGCCGAGCAGAGCCUAUCACAGAAGAAGAAGCAUUUGACAGAAGUCGUGCGGGCUUUCCAGAGCGCAUUGGCGCUGUUGAGCCAAUCCUAG